AUGUCGUCAAUGUCAAAUAUAACGACCCAUGUGUUCACAGUCAGUGAACUCACACCGCAAUUAUGGAAGAUGAUGAAAGCCGAACCUGAAGAUACCAUUUGGUACAGUCUGAUAGGAACUUUACUUCAAGCAAUGUUGGUAACAUCGGUAUUAGGAAUGACAAUCAAAUAUUUCACUUAUUUCACGAAUCGCGAUUCACCGUAUCUCCUCUGGGGUAUAGGAGUCGGUACGACUAUACAGCUAGGAGAAUUAAUGUUGACAUGUGCAGAGGACUAUCGACUGGUAUAUUGUGGACCAGACAAUUUCCAAGAUAUAUUUCGAUUCCUCGUAAUUUCAGAUAUGGUUAGACUCUUGACGGCUGCAAUGUUCAAUAUCGGUGCGGGAGGAUAUUAUACAUGGAGGGUAUGGAUGAUGUGCGGUAGAAAGAUUUACAUGAUUCCUCCAUUCGCUAUUGGCGGUAUGGUACAAAUGAUGAUGACCGUUAUGGCUGUCGUACAUGGUUGUAAAUUACCAGAAGUAACUGUUGAAACCAUCAUGCAGUUGCCGGAAAAAAUGCCUCAAAUAUUGAAAUUCUUCAAAAUAUGGGGAGCUGUCACCUUGGUGGUAGACGGUGCAUUAUGUAUAAUCAUGACUGUCCUCUUGUUCAAAACUCAAGAUAGUUUGUUCUCAAAAGAAACUAGAGUAUUCAGAAAAUUGAUUUCACUAGUUUAUGAGACCAUGCUUCCUCCAGUCAUUUGUCUAAUCAUACUCGAAGCUGCAAGUGGAAGCAAGGGUACAUCGUUGACCGAUAUGAGAAGAAUCAUCACCUGUAUUCUACCUGUCCUAUACUAUCAUUCUGCUCUUCAUACAUUAUGCGGUCGACAGGAUCUGCGGGAUUUACUGGAAGAUAAACUUGCUUCAGGUGGUAUUCACGCUAUAUCCAAUGGAAGUGGCAAAGGAUCAGGUGGAAGGGUUUAUGCAGCCUAUCCACCAGGAUUAAGAUCUUUGAAUAAUGAAGAAAGUGGUAUCGAGAUGCAAUCGCCCAUAAGUAGUUCGUCAACUAGGAAAAACCCUCAGAUGCCUAUGGUCAAGGUUGAACAAACUACUGUGGUGUCUCGGUCGGACGAAUACAUCUUAUCUACCCCUGAGGCAAUAUCUAUGCCUAGAUCAUCAACGCAUGAUGAGAAUGAUCUGGGGGAGUCGGAUGAUGAGAAAUCGGUGAUAACCAAUAAAUCAGCACCGGUACAUCAUUUGUAA
Messenger RNA from Kwoniella botswanensis, 1236 nucleotides. RefSeq lists its product as uncharacterized. Bases 1 to 1236 code for a protein of 411 amino acids. The transcript is spliced from 10 exons. Lineage: Eukaryota; Fungi; Basidiomycota; Tremellomycetes; Tremellales; Cryptococcaceae. The record is from RefSeq and is a predicted model, not a curated record.